GAUAAUAACAAAUUUCUCUCAAAUAUACGUUUUCUAUAAAAAGAAUAGUCUGAAUUUGAUUUUUAUAUAAACAAAAUUUUAAUAUACACUAUUGAUAUAUAUAUAAAUAUACGUGGCAUAUGUGAGAACUAUUAAAUCCAAGAAAGAAGCAACAAUAUUUUGUUUCUCACGUAACUUCCUCCAAAAAAUCAGCAGAGAACAAGAUAUCGAAUAUGGCCACCACGACGGAGCAUCUCGCCGUUAGUGGACAGGACUACAUUGUCGACCUUCUUCCGACCGACGAUGACCACUCGUCUCCACCCUCUUCAUGGCGUCUCAAACUCGACACGUUCCAGCUCCCUUCUUCUUCUCCCGCGUCCUCUCGCCGUACUCGCUUGUCCCGUUAUCUCCAGACUCCAAAAAAGGAACGAAAAGUCUCUGAGUACUACAAGAAGCAAGAGAAGCUGCUUGAAGGUUUCAAUGAGAUGGAGACAAUCAAUGAAACUGGUUUUGUCUCUGGAGCUCCAUCUGAGGAAGAGCUGAAGAAGCUUGCCAAGAGUGAGAGGCUUGCAGUGCACAUCUCAAACGCAGCAAACCUUAUCCUGUUUGUAGCAAAGGUUUAUGCUUCUGUGGAGAGUAGAUCUAUGGCUGUGAUUGCUUCAACUUUGGACUCUCUCUUGGAUCUCUUGUCUGGUUUUAUUCUAUGGUUUACUGCAAACGCCAUGAGAAAACCAAACCAUUUCCACUAUCCUAUCGGUAAACGAAGGAUGCAACCUGUGGGGAUCAUUGUGUUUGCAUCUGUCAUGGCAACUCUUGGGCUACAAGUGUUGCUAGAGUCAACUAGGCUACUGGUCUCCAAGGAAGGUCCUCAUAUGAGCAUCACCGAGGAAAAGUGGAUGAUUGGAAUAAUGGCUUCUGCUACAGUCGUCAAGUUUCUUCUCAUGCUUUACUGCAGAAGUUUUCAGAAUGAAAUCGUCAGGGCCUAUGCACAAGAUCACCUCUUUGACGUUGUCACCAACUCAGUGGGUUUAGCAACUGCAGUCUUGGCUGUAAAAUUCUACUGGUGGAUUGAUCCCUCUGGUGCUAUUCUUAUUGCUUUGUAUACAAUCAGUACAUGGGCAAGAACGGUACUAGAGAAUGUUCAUUCUCUUAUUGGACGCUCUGCACCACCUGAUUUCUUGGCGAAACUAACGUUCUUGAUAUGGAACCAUCAUGAGAAGAUUAAACACAUUGAUACAGUAAGAGCCUACACGUUUGGGUCACACUACUUUGUUGAAGUGGACAUUGUUUUGCCAGAGGACAUGAGGCUGCACGAAGCUCACAACAUUGGAGAGACUCUUCAGGAGAAGCUCGAGCAACUCUCUGAGGUCGAGAGAGCUUUUGUUCAUAUUGACUUUGAGUUCACUCAUCGUCCUGAACACAAGUACAAGGUUUGAUUUAUCAUCUGGUCCCAUUAAUUAGAACCUAUCUUGAUAUUCAAACUUGGAUUUGUGUUGGGUAUGUGGACAGGGUAGUGUUGGCCCAUAUGGAUAUUUUUGUCAAUAAUUAGAAAAUUCAAAUUUCAAUAAUGAUAAUAAGUUAAUAAAUUUGUUGUAGUAUAUAAUAUUAUUAUUUUAUUAUAAGCUUUUUGAAAAUAAUCUUAUAAUAAUAACUACAAUUUACCAAUACCAUAUCACAAUAGUUUUUUACUUACACCACACUAAACUUUUAUAUAUAUGUUUACCUCUAUUAAUUUAUAUUAAAUCGCAUCAUUUAG
Messenger RNA from Eruca vesicaria subsp. sativa (arugula), 1735 nucleotides. NCBI's taxonomy places the organism in Eukaryota, Viridiplantae, Streptophyta, Magnoliopsida, Brassicales, Brassicaceae. The record is from the annotation of a GenBank genome assembly.